GUGCGUCGUGGAAGAUCGACAUUUUUAUUUAUGAAGACAAUCAUCUGGAGACAUGUCGACUAGAGGAACGAACAGUGUAGACAACUGUACGUCGUAUGAGGCCGUGCUGGCUUCGAUCCAUCGAGAUAUCUAUCAAGUAUUUAGCCAAUAAUUCUACGAAGACAAACUUUUAAAACAAAAUAAUGUAGUUCAUUUUGAAGCUCAGACAAUUCUCUACCUUUCGACAUACAAAACAUUCCGGGUUUGAGCCCAGAGGGAAAAGCCCACUUCGUGGAGUGUUGGAGUCGCUUGGAGUGCCGUGGACUUACGGAAAUUUAAGAAAUUUUACCCACCUCAGCUAAACCUCGCUACAUCAAAAGCUUCUGGCUUCUGUUCUCUUACGGGCUAGGCCUAUAAAAGUUCGAUUCAAGUUCCAAUCGCAGAACUGUUGAACAGUUCUUUUGAAAGGAACUGACUUGUAUAAGCAAUUCUUUUGAAAGAACUCAUUCAUCCGAACAGUUCUUUUGCGCGGAACUAAACUACUCAAAAUUUUAUAAAUUGAUAUAUAAAAAUAAUCAUAGUUUCUUUGACAAAUAGAAAAUAGGAAUAGUAAAUGCAGAAUUGAAAGGGCUACAAACUACGUUGUUUCAACCUUUAAGUUUAAAAGACUUACUAUCACAAUGCAAAAUUUUUCAACGUGAAAUUUCGAAAAAAAUUAAAGGAGUCGGAUGGGAUAGACAUACGCACCAAUCCACUCAGUCUUUUAUCCUGAUUCCGAAUAUGAUACUGACAACCCCACUAGACUAUUUGGCUAGUGUUUCUAUGCUUCGUCGUCCCACUGGAAGCUGAUCCCUCAUGUGAAAAAGCUGGUGCGUCGUGGAAGAUCGACAUUUUUAUUUAUGAAGACAAUCAUCUGGAGACAUGUCGACUAGAGGAACGAACAGUGUAGACAACUGUACGUCGUAUGAGGCCGUGCUGGCUUCGAUCCAUCGAGAUUUUACUGAAAUAGAUGUUGUACGACGAAGCAUCUGUGAUGGUGACCCAUUCUCAAUUCAAUCACUUGAUGACUCUACUCACCCUGUAAGAAAUAAUACCCGCGACCGGCCUCUCUCUUGUCCAGAGAUGGAGGUUGUCGGCCCGAGUGACAGAAUUGUAAUUAUGCAUAUCUUUACUAGUGUCGUAAAACACAAGAAGAGUAGAUUGUGCCUCCAGGAUCUUUCCUUGUACUGUUCAUCUUCUUGCUGACUUUUAUUGAUUUAUUUUUUGUGUGGAAAGGAAAAGAAAGAAUAUUGAAAGAAGAAACAAUAAGCACGUAUCAGUAUUAUGUGUUUUAGACAGUAACAAGGUAGUUGUCCAUUAACUACUGAUUUUAGUUUAAGCAUGUCUUAUUUCAUUGUGAUGUUUCACGUCAUUCGUUCUUUCGUUCGUUUUUUUCCACCUUAGAAAAAUUUUUAACAGAGUAAAUAGCAAACGAUGCGUAAUCAAGCAGGAUCACAUCGUUGUUCUUGCGCCGGUUUUUUUCAUCUUAAAAUAAUUUUUGCAACGGUGUAACAUUUUAUCUUUGUUUAUAAUUUGUAAACAAAGAAAAUUUUUAAUGAUCCAAUACAUGGUUCCAUUGAAUUAAAUUCUUUAUUAGUUAAAAUAAUUGAUACACCACAGUUCCAGCGUCUAAGACGUAUCAAACAACUGAGUGCAACUGAUUAUGUAUUUCCAGGCGCAUCCCAUAAUCGAUUUGAACAUUCAAUUGGCACCUGUUAUAUAGCUGGUGAAUUGUUAACAUUGUUGCAACAGCAACAGCCACAUUUAGACAUAACAGAUCAAGAUAGAAUAUGCGUACAAAUAGCUGCUUUAUGUCAUGAUCUUGGGCAUGGUCCGUUCUCACAUUUAUUUGAAGAUGUUAUAAGAGAAACGAGACCUGAUAGAAACUGGACACAUGAAGAAGCAUCGAUUAAACUGUUCGAUUACCUAACUGAUCAAAAUAAUCUGAAACCAAUGCUAAGUCAAUAUAAGCUUGAUGAUACUGAUAUUAUAUUCAUUAAAGAAUUGAUUGCAGGCCCAUUACCAGAAUUCAAUGGAAAGAUUGUUUCAAAUAGACGAACUGGAAUUGAUGUUGACAAAUUUGAUUACUUUGUACGUGAUUGUCGACAAUCAGGAGUAUUACACUCAUUUGAGUAUAAGCGUUUUAUGAAAUUCUAUCGUGUUUUACAAUUGGACAACGGUACAAGAGAAUUAUGUAUUCGAGACAAAGAAGUGAGAUCGUGUUAUGAUUUGUAUCGGACAAGAGCUGAGAUACAUCAAGCUGUACAACAUCCGGUUGUGAGAGUACGAGACUGUGUAUGGCAUGGCACAGCAUCAUAG
Messenger RNA from Didymodactylos carnosus, 2337 nucleotides. Lineage: Eukaryota; Metazoa; Rotifera; Eurotatoria; Philodinida; Philodinidae. The record is from the annotation of a GenBank genome assembly.